AUGGUCGGUCACCAAUUUUUGGAAGGUAGUAAUCCACCUGUGACAGCUCAACAGUCUUGCCAGUAUAGCUCAUUCCUCCAGGUAAAUAGAGCCGACGAUCUGGUGUCAUCUGGUUCCGCAGCAAAACCUGACCUCGAGAACAGUCGAGCAGGAACAAGAAGUAACAUACUAUUAGCAACAGCUAUGAUCUUGCUAAUCGAUGAUGCUGGAGAUGAAUAUCCAGUUCGCGCGUUAUUAGAUUCAGGAAGCGAGUGCAGUUUUAUUGCCGAAAGGAUAGCGCAACGAAUGAGCAUUCAUCAAAACAAGGUCAGCAUUUCGGUUACGGGCAUUGGACAGGCAUCCACGCAAGUUCAAUACAAGUUUCGAUCUACGGUGAAGUCGCGAAUUACAAAUUUUUCAACAAUGAUCGAAUUACUAGUUCUCCCGAAGGUAACUGUUGAUUUACCUUCAAUGUCUGUUGAUGUGACAUCAUGGCCCAUACCAACCGGCAUUAAGUUAGCAGAUCCUUUCUUCUAUGAAUUCGGUUCCGUCGAUGUCGUGCUUGGAGCAGAAGUGUUCUUCGACUUAUUUAAAACCUCAUGUCAGAUCCCACUCGGCAAUACUCUACCUACACUGGUCAAAUUGGUCCUUGGAUGGAUCGUUUCUGGAAAGGCGAGCGAGCAUACUCCUCAUUCUAUUGUCUGCAACGUCGCAGCUACUGCAGGUAUUCAUCAUAAUAUGGAGAGUUUCUGGACAAUCAAAAAGGACUCCAAGCCAGCACAUUCGCCGGAAGAAACCCUUCGUGACACGAUAUGCAACGAAACAUUAAGCCGAGUUGGUCACCAUAACAUUAACGAAAUCUAUGGACGAGGGUCUCCAGCUUGUCCACGAGAAGAGAAUCAAAGAAUGAAAAAUUUCCCCUCAAACUUGUUUAUCCCUCAUCAUUCCGUGAUUCGAGAGGAGAGCAGUGCAACCAAAGUGCGCAUCGAAAUUUCUGCCAGCUUUAUUUCGAAAGGGCUUCUGCAGACGAAAUGA
Sabethes cyaneus is the source of this 1014-nucleotide messenger RNA. RefSeq lists its product as uncharacterized. Bases 1 to 1014 code for a protein of 337 amino acids. The record is from RefSeq and is a predicted model, not a curated record. The transcript has a single exon. Lineage: Eukaryota; Metazoa; Arthropoda; Insecta; Diptera; Culicidae.